CCAAGACCAGGACAAGUUCUCGGUCUCGUCGGCACGAACGGUAUCGGGAAGAGCACCGCCCUCAAGAUUCUUGCAGGAAAGCUCAAGCCCAACCUCGGGAGAUACGAUGACCCCCCGGACUGGACGGAGAUCUUGAAGUAUUUCCGUGGCUCAGAACUUCAGAACUACUUCACCAAGGUCCUCGAAGACAACCUGAAAGCCCUCAUCAAGCCGCAAUACGUCGAUCAUAUACCCCGCGCGAUCAAGGGCAAGAUGUCCGUCAGCCAGAUGCUCGACUCGAAGCUCGAGCGGGACAACAAGGAGCACAUGUGCAAGGAGCUUGAGCUUUUCCACGUCCUGGAGCGCGAGGUGUCGCAGCUCUCCGGUGGAGAGCUCCAGCGAUUCGCGAUCGCCAUGUCCUGCAUCCAGAAGGCCGACGUCUACAUGUUUGACGAGCCGUCAAGUUACUUGGAUAUCAAGCAACGUCUUAAGGCCGCCGAAGUCAUUCGCGGCCUCUUGUCGCCCGACUGCUACGUCGUCGCCGUCGAGCACGAUCUCUCCGUCCUCGACUACCUCUCCGAUUUCAUCUGCUGCCUCUACGGCAAGCCCUCCAUGUACGGCGUCGUCACCAUGCCCUACUCCGUCCGCGAGGGCAUCAACAUCUUCCUCGACGGCUACAUCCCUACCGAGAACCUACGCUUCCGCGAGGACACGCUCUCCUUCAAGAUGGUCGAGACCGCGGAGGAGAUGAUCAUCGAGAAGAACGCGCAGUACGAGUACCCGGCGAUGACGAAGACGCUCGGCGGCUUCAAGCUCACCGUCGAGGCGGGCAGCUUCACGGACUCGGAGAUCAUCGUCAUGCUUGGGGAGAACGGGACGGGGAAGACGACGUUCGUGCGCAUGCUGGCGGGCGUGGAGUCGCCGGACGACGAGGAGUCGAAGCAGCAGUUCGCAGUUUCGUUGAAGCCGCAGACGAUCUCGCCGAAGUUCCCGGGCUCGGUCCGGAUGCUGCUGUUGAAGCGCAUCAAGCAGGCGUUCAUGCACCCGCAGUUCCAGACGGAUGUGUUGAAGCCGAUGAGCCUGGAGAACAUAAUGGACCAGGACGUGAAGACGUUGUCUGGUGGUGAGCUGCAGAGAGUGGCCAUCGUUAUGGCGUUGGGCAUGCCGAACGUCUCGCUAUACUUGCUCGAUGAGCCGUCAUCCUUCCUGGACUCCGAGCAGCGUAUCAUUGCUAGCAAGGUCAUCAAGCGAUUCAUCCUCCACGCGAAAAAGACGGCCUUCAUCAUCGAGCACGACUUUAUCAUGGCCACCUACCUUGCCGACCGUGUCAUCGUGUUCGAGGGUCAACCCGCCGUCGCUGCCACUGCCACUCCCCCACAAGCCCUCCUCACCGGCAUGAACCGCUUCCUUGCCUCCCUCGAAGUCACCUUCCGCCGCGAUCCCACGAACUUCCGUCCACGAGUGAACAAGAUGAACAGUGUGAAGGAUAGGGAGCAGAAGUCGGCCGGCAACUACUUCUUCCUCGAGGAGUAA
This is a messenger RNA of Schizophyllum commune H4-8, 1512 nucleotides long. RefSeq names its product P-loop containing nucleoside triphosphate hydrolase protein. Gene Ontology annotation, biological process: ribosomal subunit export from nucleus; translational termination; translational initiation. The annotation marks the transcript as partial. The transcript is spliced from 6 exons. The record is from RefSeq and is a predicted model, not a curated record. Gene Ontology annotation, molecular function: ATP hydrolysis activity; ATP binding; ribosomal small subunit binding. NCBI's taxonomy places the organism in Eukaryota, Fungi, Basidiomycota, Agaricomycetes, Agaricales, Schizophyllaceae.